Messenger RNA from Peromyscus maniculatus bairdii (prairie deer mouse), 2577 nucleotides. RefSeq names its product DiGeorge syndrome critical region gene 6 like. NCBI's taxonomy places the organism in Eukaryota, Metazoa, Chordata, Mammalia, Rodentia, Cricetidae. The record is from RefSeq and is a predicted model, not a curated record.
GGGGCGGGGCUCGCCGGCGCGUCCGGGAGAGGCGGACUGGGGGCCGGCGGGUGGCCGGGUAUGGACCGCUACGCGGGCGCCGGGGAUGAGGCUGCGGACCGGGCCCGGCAGCAGGAGCGGCACUACCAGCUGCUGUCAGCGCUGCAGAGCCUGGUCAAGGAACUGCCCAGCUCCUUUCAGCAGCGCCUGUCCUACACCACGCUCAGCGACUUGGCCCUGGCGCUGCUCGACGGCACUGUGUUCGAGAUCGUGCAGGGGCUUCUGGAGAUCCAGCACCUCACCGAGAAGAGCCUGUAUAACCAGCGGCUGCGGCUGCAGAACGAACACCGAGUGCUCAGGCAGGCUCUGAGGCAGAAGCAUCUGGAAGCCCAGCAGACCUGCCGGCCCCACAACUUGCCAGUACUCCAGGCAGCUCAGCAGCGCGAGCUGGAGCCCCGGCAGGAGCCACCCUCACUCAAGCCAUGGCAGGCCAUGGAGCAUCGAAUCCGGGAGGAGCAGCAGGCCAUGGACCGCAAGAUUGUCCUGGAACUGGACCGGAAGGUUGCUGACCAGCAGAGCACACUGGAGAAGGCAGGGGUAGCUGGUUUCUACGUGACCACGAAUCCUCAGGAGCUGACGCUGCAGAUGAACCUGUUGGAACUCAUCAGGAAGCUACAGCAGAGAGACUGCCAGGUGGGGAAGGCAGCCCUGUGACCAGGAGGGCCCUGCUGUCCUCCACUGCCUGGGAUGGCUGGUAACAGGUGUAUCUUUGUGAUUAGAUGCUGACUGCACCUGCUGCUGUCCUCGGUCCAGAUUUGGGGGAGGGGUCCAAGCAACAGGAAUGGUAUCUGGAGAAGGUCCCAUGACUGAACAUUGAGUAGGGUGUGGGUUCUAGUGCCUCCCCUCUGGGCACACCCACAUUCCCUCCAGGCUUGGCUUCUGCUUGUUCUGGAGUGGCCCCAGCUUGACAGCCCCAGCUCUGGGUAGAAGAAGCUCCAGAACCCAAGCCCUGUGUGGCCUAGAAAAAUAAAGACUCCAGCACAUGGUUUGUGUCUGUGCUAGCAAGGAUCCUCUCCUAGUGACUCUUGCCAUGCCGGAGCCAGCAGAGAGGCAGAGACCAUGGGCAGUGGCCUUCCGAGAUACCCAGUCAAGCCCUUAUAUGCCUCUCAUUGUCAAGAACCCACCUCCGAACUGCUGAGGAAAACUGGAGAGCUUAGCAGGAGGUGGGGGACCUGCCGCAGAGCCAGCUAGGGUUGAGUUUCUGGAGUGAAGGGCGCAGAGGGCCAGGAGGCGAGGGGAGCUGGGCCUUGCAUCUGUGUGCUGCCUGCCCUCAGCCACAGCCUGGAAUGCAAGCGGCUGGCUAGGUGUCACUGCAGCCAGACACAUGUCCCUCCCCAGUGUCUGGAUUGGAGUGGCCUCUGGAACUCCAGGGAAUAUUCCAUCCAGGCCAGCCCCUCUGCUGCUCAGAGCUGACUUCAUGUGCAGGCACUAACAGAAAGGCGAUGGUUCUCAGUACAGCAUGAUUUAUUGACUAAACAGGCUUCUGCCCUCCGCCCACCACGGGGUCUUGGAAGGUGGGUUAGACCCUGGCAGGUAUUCUGGACUGGGGCUCUGCAGCCUGCGGAGGUGAUGAGUGCCCACUGGGAAUAGUGGGUCAGCUCCCAGUGACUCUGGCCAACCCCAUACCUGAGUGUCUGCCCCUGGAGGUGCAGGAUGUCCCGGGGGCAGCCCCCACCUCAGCACCUCAAAGACUUGGAUCUAAGAAGGUGAACCCUGUUGGGGUAGGUUAGGCUAAGGAAUCCCAGCCCACCCAAAGCUGUGCCCUGCCUGAGGCCCCAGAGCUAACAGGUUGAGUGGAGUAGGUGUGGGCAUGGUUCCUGCGGUGACUAGGCCGGGUGGUGGAAGAGGUUGCCAGUGCGCAGGCGCCUGCGGAGCUCCUGCCAGAGCAGCUGCCUCUCUCGCUGGGCCCUUGUCAUGAUGCUGCUGUUCUCCAGGGCACGGCGGGACAGGUAGGGCAGCACCUCCAUCACAGGACCGUAGGGUACAUAUUUGUACACGGGAAAUCCUGCCUGGCCUGCACACACACAGCUAUGAAGGCCCACGCUCACGGUGUGCCUCCCGCCCCCCUGCACACACCCAGGACAACCCAGCUCACCUAGUGGGAAGCUAAUUUGGUCGCACAUCCCCAGCAGCUGUCCGAAGCUCACCUGGCCAUCAUCAGGAUGCAGGCCUAACUCCUCCAUCCUGGAAGGGGCCGUGCUGGUGAGGACCCACCCCAGGACACAGGCACCCUGAUGUAGCUCUGAGCCCCUCUUCACCCACAUUCCAGCCUGUCUCCAGUGGGCUGGGGCAGGGACCCGGGAGAGCCAGGGCAACUUGCUUUUCCCAUCCCACUGCCUCCGACCCCUUCUCCACCUCCAGUGCCCCUAUAGUGCUCUGAGCCUUGGCUCUAGUGACGGGCACGUCAUUCUCCCUUGCUGGCCGCACAGCUCUCGUUUGGUCUGAAUGGAAAGCAGAGAUGUACUAUGGCUAUCACAUGCUAUCAACACGUUGACUCAAAAAAUAAAAUCAUUUGUAACUUGCCUACUAGAAAAUCCA